Aspergillus versicolor CBS 583.65 is the source of this 1712-nucleotide messenger RNA. Its product is annotated as FAD-dependent oxidoreductase. The record is from RefSeq and is a predicted model, not a curated record. Gene Ontology annotation, molecular function: monooxygenase activity; FAD binding. NCBI's taxonomy places the organism in Eukaryota, Fungi, Ascomycota, Eurotiomycetes, Eurotiales, Aspergillaceae. The transcript is spliced from 3 exons. The coding region runs from base 163 to 1569 and encodes 468 amino acids.
CGGAUACGAGAACAAGUCACGAGCCACCAUUGCAACCAGGCAUCUAAAAUCUUUAAAUCGACGUAUUAAAACACCAUCCUCUGUCCCAUGUCGACUUCCCACUAUCACAAAACUUGGAAAAACAGACACUUAUCAUCUUUAGAAGCGUAACCAUCAGUAACGAUGAAAAUCGUAAUCAUCGGCGCCGGCAUCUCCGGGUGCGCUGCAUACCUGCAACUCAAAAAACACCUCCCACAGCCACGUGGACCAGCACCUGCAGCACAGCACGAGAUAACCAUCUACGAAGCUUAUGACACCAGCAUAAAUACAACACACGAAGGCCGCCACGGCGACACCCAUUCCUCCACCUUAGUCGUUGGCGGCGGACUAGGCAUCUUCUCCAACGGUCUCAACGUCCUGAAGCGUCUGGACGGCGAUAUCCUCCGUGACAUCGCGCGCGGGGGAUAUGCCAUCGCGCAUCAGGAUCUGAGGACGAAGAAUGGGAGUUUGCUGAUGAGAAUGGAUACGACGGCGGAUGCGGAUCCCGAGUUGGAUGGGAAGCAAAUGCAUUUGCUUGGUGUUAGUCGGCAUUGGUUGUGGAGGAGCUUAAGGGUCAAGAUUCCGGACGGUGAUAUCGAGACAAGGCGUGUGGCGAGAGUUGUUGCGAAUGAGAGUGGCCGCAAUAGUGUGUACUUUGCGGAUGGGAGUGAGCCUGUUGAGGCUGAUCUGGUUAUUGGGGCGGAUGGAAUCAAGGGCGUGACCAAGCUGGGGUUGUUCCCUGGGCAGGAGAGGGAUUAUGCGCCUGAAUAUCAAGGCCUUGUUGGGGUUGGGGGGUUUAUCUCGACGGAAGAGGUUAAAGGACUGGUGGAGAAAGGCUCGAUGAAUCUGCUCUUUAGUGGGAGUGGAUUUUUCGGAUACUUCUACUCGAGCAGCGCGGCAUAUGCGCCGGACCGUGAUUCUGCUUACAGUGUAUCCGAACCAGGCGAGUCGCUUGGAUGGUGGUCAACAUAUUCCGCGGACGAAUGUCCAGAUCCAAAGACGCUGGAUAUGGAAGCAGUUGCGAGUCAACUGCGCGAGAGGCACGGGGACUGGAAGGACCCCGUGAUUCGGAAAAUCAUAGGUUCGCUGAAUGUUAAGAGCAUGUACCCAACUUGGACAUCGCCUCAGCUUCCGACGUGGGAGAGGGAUGGCGUUGUCCUUGUUGGGGACGCGGCACAUGCCCUUCCCUCUACGUCCGGACAAGGUUCCUCACAGGCCUUGGAGGAUGCUGAGGCAUUUUCGAUGCUUCUUGGCCAUGCCAUCCACGUCGUGGACCAGGAAAGCUCGGCUGAUACAGCGGCAUAUAAGAAGGCUAUCACGACAGCUGCUAAACAAUACAUCGAGAUUCGCCGGCCACGGGUGCAGAGUAUUCUGGAGAGUGCACAACGCAUGCAGAGUACCAAACGGGACAUGAGUUGGAUAGCUGAAUAUGCAAUGUAUUGUGUGAUAUGGAUUGCUGGAUGCUUUCCGAAAAUGAUGUCGGGGCCUACGAAGCGGGUAAUCAACUAUAAUAUCUCCGAGGAGGUGAAGACAUUUAUUGAACGGGGGUAGAAAAGUUGAUGUCCUUCAUAGUUCUCACUUGCUUAUAGUGACUCUGUUAGAUGAAUAAUGAUGUAAUGAUAGUAGUUAUGCUAAGCCUUUAAACUCCGCUCCAGAUCUCCACCUGCAUCGCGCAAGAUGUUUGUUACCAGGAA